Molecule: messenger RNA, 2097 nt
Organism: Cucumis sativus (cucumber)
Lineage: Eukaryota; Viridiplantae; Streptophyta; Magnoliopsida; Cucurbitales; Cucurbitaceae
Product: zinc transporter 5
Exons: 11
Coding region: 755-1792 (345 amino acids)
Source: RefSeq, a predicted model, not a curated record
UGGGUUACUCUGCCAUGUUGUACCAACCCAACCCAAUGCCCAUGGCUAAGUAUUUGGGCUUCACCAUGGCCCAAAAAAGUCGACGGUUGAAAUGGAGAGAGAGACGGAAUCGUCGGAGAACUUGGAGAAGAAGAGAAGUUCAGUCACUGCAACCAUCAAACUCCAUUGUUUCUCAAUCCACCUCUUUUUAAUUCUUGCUGUUCGCAUCACUUGCUCCUCCUCCGCCGUCGACGGCGCUGAUUUACUGCUGCUCAGCUUCCGAAAAUGAUGUCACCAAGGCCAAUGACUGAGGAUCGAGGAUCUUCGCCUCAUUUCAGUCCCUAGUCAAGGGAUGCUGCGGGUUACAAUUUGGAUGCCGUGGUUUUCUAGCUUAUCUUAUCACCAACUCGACGCUGCUGGAUUCUGGAAUGGUCACAACAUUACUUGUAGUUUAAGUUUUAUUUCAAUUUAUUUGUAGGAAGUGGCUAUAAUGAAUUGGGGAAAACUUGAAAUUGCUUGAGUGAAAUGAUUGCACAGCCUUAACCACCAUGCGAUUCCUCCAAUUUAGUUUAUGGGGAAAGCAGUAGUCUACGUGUUUUCCUCUUCCUGUUUUAAACACACUCAAGUCCUAGCAAACAUUGGUGUGCAAACUUUUGCCAAAAUAAUCCUGAAUAGUUUUAUUGAUUCAAUAGGCUGCUAGCUAUUUUAUGCUAUCUCGGGUGGGUAUGGUUUAGUACAAAGUUGUAUCCUUCUCUUAUUGUAUGAUUGCUAUUUCAUGCUGAUGACACCUUCUUUGCAGACAUACACCAUUGCAGAUAAUCCACAUGGUUGGAAAUUUCUUUCGUAUAUGGUCAAUCUAUUCCAUGUAUCGCUAUUUUUCUCAGACUGGAGCUUCAGUUGUACUUUUUCUAUUUUGUUGUUUGGCCCCAGCGGCCAUCAUAUUUUUAACUUUGCAAAAGCCUUGGAAGGGAAAGCCUCUCUCGAACACUCAGUUCCUUCUGUGAUAAAUGGUGCCAUUACCGCUUUGUACUUUAUCUUGUGGGGAAAGGGUCUUAAAGCCUGUGGACCUCUGAGGGCUAUACUUGCCGAGUAUUCUGGUGCUGUUCUUGGAGUGCUUUCGGCUGUUUUGUAUGGUCGGAGGGGCUUUGUUUGGAAAAAGGUUGGCGGUCUCAUUGCAAUGUUGGUAUCUUUCUACUUCUUAUCACAAGGGUGGGCCAUGGCCACACAUUUUCCCUUCUCUCGGAAAGAUGGCUUUGACUCUAAGGAUCAGACAGAACAAGUGUUGGGUUUGAAAGAAAUGCUAAUACCCAUCUUUGCUGGAAUUUUAUCAGCAUUGCGAAGGGUCAUUGCUCGGCGUGUUUCACUUAAGAAUCAACUUAAAAGACGACUUCAUGCUAUAACAAUGGCUUCUGCGACUUGUUUUCUCUUUCCUAUAGCCAUGUGGGACAUGAUAAUUGGAUCAACUUCUGAUAACGGCAGAGAGCUUCCUUUCUCUACUUGGGCAUUUUUAAGCACCAUAAUAUUUGGUGUUAUUCUUAUAUUCUACGUUGACAGCAUUGCUGAAGAAAGACUGCACAUGGUUUUUUCUUCUCCAAGACAUUUGAUGGUAGCUGGUGGAAGCAUCAUUCUUCUGGAGAUUGUAUACAAGAUGGAUUUUUCUCUGGUCGGCUUCGUUAUCUGCUGCUCAAUUUUGGGGUUUGGGAUAUAUGAAGCAACUUCUUUAGACCGCAGUAGAAAAGAUUCUUCUCGGUAUCACGAUACAUCAAAUGAUCUGUUGGACAACCAGGAUCAAAUGCCCUCACUUCCAACUUGAUUACACAGAAGAUGACGGUUUGGCCCAUUGUUACAACUGUUGUAAGGCAGAAAGACCUUUCUUACUUGGCUGCCAAGUGCUGUACUGAAUUGCAUCAUGCAAAUGUACGCAUUGAUCUCACAUACCUCGCUUUCAUGCUUUGUACAGUCUGCUUUCCAAACAGCCUCAAUUUUUUGCCGAAUAUAUGUAGAGCUGACCAUUUGUAAGGUCCUCUAAAUUUAUGUUUUUAUUGUCUCUAAUUUGUACUUCGAACAUCACUGAUACAUAGAUUAAUUAUAGUUUUCAUACGAAGGAAUCUCUUUCAA